This is a messenger RNA of Cladocopium goreaui, 7779 nucleotides long. NCBI's taxonomy places the organism in Eukaryota, Dinophyceae, Suessiales, Symbiodiniaceae. The record is from the annotation of a GenBank genome assembly.
AUGUACAUGCAUCAUAGCAACGUAUCACCCUUACCCCGCAGGGCGCCCUUGAUUGGCUCAAAAGCAAAAGCGAGUUUGGUAGUGGAGCCCCAUUCGUGGGGCUCCCUACUUGGGCCUUCGUUGGCCUCACUCGUGAAGCUGCUGCCUCCUUUGGUGGGGGCUGCCUCAUACGUGGAGCCCGGCCUUGGUGAGGAGCUUUCGAUCCAGGACCUCGACAACUACCUUGGCUGCUACUUCACCGCCCGUGAUCACCUUGUCGCCCCCUGGUCUGACGGCCCUCCUGGCUCCUGGACUUUGUGGACAAGGCCUUCUACCUGUUCCGCGGGGUCUAUUUACAUCCAGAUCUGCAAGGCCGUGACCUGCGACAUCUUGGCCUUCUUCCUGAUCUACCUGAUCGUGGCCUUGGACUACAUCGACAUCUACCUGGCAGCUGCUUGGCGCUACUUCCUGCUUACCUCUUGGUGGUCUUGCGACGUGGGGAUGACCACGAUUCCCUUGCAGGAAUUUCGCCGAGACAUCCCACCACGACGGCAGGUUGGUGACCAAAGCUAUCCGCUACGCCUCUACUUCAACAAGCUGAAGUCGUGGUACAGCUUGGAUGAUUGGAUUAUAGGGCCACUGAUAGCAGGCUGCUUGUAUGGGAAGGCGACGAAGAUUGCUCUGAGCCUCAGAGUUCCGAGACCCGAUGGAACAGCAGACACAGGAGAUGCGGCAUUAGCCCGCUUGGCAGUGGACGAAGUUCGAGAUCCCGAGACAGGAGCCAUCAUCCAGAACCACAUCCCAUCGCGAGUCCAGUUUUUGACAUCAGCCCUGAAGGCAGCGUUUGGACAACAGGACCAAGAUCUUGCGACCCAGGCUCUCGAGCGUCUUCAACUCAGCGAGGUCGGCAAGUUCUUCCUGCUCUUCAAGCACAGCAGCUUGAGCACGAAGACGGUGGACGAUAUCAAGUUGCAGAUUGGAGGCGACUACAACAAGUUUGCUGAAGCACGUGCACUUGCACUUCGCCUCAGCCCCAACCGCAACGACGAUACCACCGAGAUCUUCCACGCUGCUGAGGUGAAGCUGACGAAGGAUGGCAAGACUGGGAAGAUCCUGCAACUUCCUGGUAUGAAUGAAUGUUGGGAUGAUGAUGGCUGGCACUACGACCCUGAGUAUGACAUGGAGCACGCAGAACCACAUCCUGAAGAACCUCCUCAAGCACCUUCGAGCCAGGACUCCGACGCCAACGCCAAGGACGAAGAGACCGGCGGCUACUAUGGCAAGCCAAAGGAAAAGAUCAUGAAGGCUGUUUCAACUGCGGCUCCAGGUGGCAUAUGGUCAAGGAUUGCCCAUUGGCUUGUGAUGGCCGACAGAAUGGCAAGGGCAAGUAUGGCUUUCAGAAAGGAAAAGGAAAAGGGAAAUCCUAUGGCGGCAAGUCCAAAGGAUAUGGCUGGCAACCGUCCUACCUACAUCAAGGGCAAAGGCAAGAAGAGGAAUGGUUUCAAGGGCAAUGGCUAUGGCAAGCGCUCUUGGUAUUCCACGACACCUGGAGUGCACACCAUCCACACGCCCACCGAUGAUGAUGAGGUCAUCAAAUUGGGCAAGGUGGCUCGCAUCAGAUCUACAUCAACUGAGGAGUCUGCAGAGGACGACAAGAAGCCAGUCAAAGACAAGAAGCACUCCACGGCCUUUACGUUUGCCUCCUGCUUCUUUGACAUCAAGGAGUAUUUUGUGGUCCGUGGUUUGGUCGGGCCAGAGACCUUGCGAGAACUGUUGCGCAGCUGUGUGGGGCCCUUUGGACUUCAAGAUCAAGUGGAGAUCCUGCAAGAGAAGACGUCACCAGUCAGCGGGAUCAGCGGUGCCUCAGACCGGACACUUGCUCAACUCACCUUGCCACUGUUUGCAGGUGGCCACACCAUCACCUUCACCGGUGAGAUUUUGGGAGGACAUUACCUGUUGCCCACUGGUGAAGCCAGCCGGGCAAAGAUGCCAGAAGGAACCAAACGAGAAGUGACAGCCUUCUUCAACAAGGUAGCAACACAGGCUACUCAGCUUUGGAAAGAUGUUUAUCCAAAGAUGAAGCACUGCUUCAUGGCAUCAUCUCGGGGCGCACAGACAGAAGGCGACCGGGGUGAAUCAGUUGGACCUCCUGCUGACCGAGCCCUUCAGCUGAACAACGUCCAGGAGAAGAAAGAUGAUCCGCCAACACACACAUCCAACAUCAACACAUCAACUGCUGAGAGCCCUGAUGGGUUGCGGACUGAUGCCAAGGACAAGGAGAUCGCGAAACAUCAAGGCAUUUUGCCUAAAGACGUUCAGAACGAACGCAUUUCUCACCACGACACCAAGGAAUUCAACAAGCCCUGCAUAGAUGCAUGUGACAAAGGAGCGCAGAAGACCGACUCCACAGCCGAACAGUUUCACAGCUUUGAGGACGAGUUCCCCAAGUACUCCGGCGACAUUUUUGCCGCCCAACAUGGACCAGGUCGGGGUCUGCGAUGGCACUUCCCGGAGAUCUGCAGCGGCAGUGGACGUUUGUCGCUGACACUUCUUCUGGCAGGCAUUAUUCAUGCCUUUCCUGACUGUGAACCAUGGUCAGUUUCGGCCAAUAUGAAGGACCCAGAGGACGACAAGGAGUCCCCUCCCAGAUCCCAGAUCAUCAUGCAAAGCAACGAGUUGAUCAAUGCAUCCAGGACUGCUAUGGCUGCAAUCUAUCCAAAGACGAUGUGCCAGCUUGUGAAGUUGGACUACAUCAACUACCUCAACAAGAUGAAUUUGCUCCACAUCAAGCCCUGGCCGACAGAUAUGUCGUGGUUCACAUCACAGGCAUGCUACGAAUGUGUGCGCUGCACCCUUGAACGUGCUUGCCCCAAAGGCAUCGAGCACUCAAUGAUUCCUGGACAAUGUCGUCACGGACGCUAUGCAGAAGGAACCAAACCACAACCUCAAAGGCUUGAAAACAAAGAUCCCUUCAAGAAGUGGAAGGAAACUGCAGACAAGGAAUCCUUCGAGCAGAUCCUCCUCGAGAACCAGACCAACAAGGAGCUCAGCGUUUCUUCGACGCACUACCUCAAGAAGGUCCUCAUGGAGCUGGUGAACACCGCCUUGGGUCUAAUUGUUGAAGCUGCUCAACGGAAGGUGGGCUACGUCCAUUGGGCCGAGAACGUAGUGACCAUGGCGAUCUUCAAGGAGAUCUUUGCAGAGCACAUGCAGGUCAAGGCCAUCAAAGUUGAGCUUAGACCCUUCGGCAAGACUUCAGCAGAUCCCAAGGUAGUCACUUCAACAGCCUACCUGAGGAUGCCAAUCAUUGGCCACGUGAAGCACUGGGUGGUUCACCCAAUGGAAGAUCUGCGGGAGAUGAGCUUCACCCAAAUCAACAAAUCUCUGGAGGUUGACAACUGGAUGAUCACGGUCUAUGGACAAGAUGUUGGGGCAGAACCUGCACCAUCAAUGCCAUCUUCAAGACCGAGACGCAUUCCAGCACAACUAGAACUUCCACCACGACAAGACGAUGCUGAAAUUCUGGCUCGAAUCCAAGAACGACCAGAAGAUCAUCAAGCCCUAGCUCUACAAGAUGCAGCCUAUGAAGAAGAAGAGUUCGAAGCCCAAGAUCGGCGAGAACUGGUUCCAAUCAAGCCCCACUACAACUUGCGCCGAGUGUUGGAAAAGCUGCCGAAGCUUGUAGCUGAUGCCGACAACACCCGGGCACUUCGACUUCUUCUUGGACUACAUGAACGCUUCUGGCACACACCGCUCUCAGUCUUCACCAACCUGCUGCAUCGAGCAGGAAUGCCCACUGAAGUCUUGGCUUUGGCCAAAGAAGCGGUGCUAUCGUGCCCAGUGUGCCGAAAAUACAUCAGGCUGCCAAAUGGACCUCAGAUGAGAUCAAAGUGCAUCACCAACUUCAAGGACGUCAUCCAGAUUGACCUCUUCCACUUCGAGGGACAAGAGUCCGAGCAACUUCUACAGUGCCUGCUGCGAAACUGCGCCUUUGUGUUUGGACCACCAGGCAAGGUCGUCAUGGAUCAACAAAUGAGUUUGAUGGGUCAUACCACGGGAGCUGAGUUUGAACGGCUUCGCAUGGAAAGAGUUCCAAAAGGGACAACUGCCGGACAAGGAGCACAACAACAUACCGGCACCGGACUGGCGGAACGCCAUGUCCAGCUCAUCAAGCUCACCAUGUUCAAACUUCGUGCUGAACUUGGACACCAAGGAGUUCAACAUGAUACUCAAGACUUUUGCCGUGAAAGUGCCAUGGCCCACAACGUGACUCUGAGCUACAAGGGCGUAACACCAUGCAUGUCGGUGUUUGGCAUCCUUCCUCGUGGCUUCUAUGAGGUGGAAAGUGAAGGAGUUCUCGCAGCGGAAGGGGCCACAGAAACGGACGUCACCCCAUUUGAGAGGGCGAUCCGUAUACGCCAGACUGCAUUGGCACAGACUCAACAGGCCAUCGUAGAAGAUCGAGUGGCCAGAGCCAGCAGGACACGACCACAUCAACUACAACUUCCUGAUUUGGUGCCAGGAACCUCAGAAGUGGAGUUUUGCAGAGAAGGCAAGGUGAUCCAGGAUGGAGAGGCCCAGCACCUUCGACUUGACACUGACGAAGGGACAGCCAUCAUCCAGUACCAGGGCAAGCCAUACCUUGUGGCACUUCGCCACAUUAGACCCUAUCGGGGCAUCUCCAUGUCAGCUUUCCCAGCGAAGAAGCAGACAUCUUUGCACCGAUUGAUGCGCUAUGUGGAGAGCCUCGUGGAGUACAAGGUCUACACCUAUGGAUGGCUUCAACGCCGCAAUGGCACCUGGGUUUGUCCUCCACGUGAUGACUUCCAAGCCAAACAAGCCAUGGUUUGGGCAGACUUGGUAUCCAAGUCUAUGAGGAAGGCAACAAUCCAUGGCAUCGUGCUGGGCAAGUCUCUUCGGACUUUCAAGCCGCCCCACAACACGACAGGAACGCUGAUUGUGUGGCUCCAAGGUGGCAACAACUAUGCCGUGCAGGAGCACAAGAACGCCAACCACCUGAAGGCCAAGAAGUUCAGCGCCUAUGUCAAGGAAGAGAUCUGCAUUCUCUACUUUUACUACUACAACGCGAAUGACUCUGCGUCUACUCCCCCUGGAUCAAUGGACGUUGACAAGGAAUCCAAAAAGAGGGAUGGCCCUGAAACAAGAACCAUGGUCCUGGCCCCUGAGCGUAAUUGCCAGAAGGUGUGCCUUGUGAGAAAGGAGUUUGAGUUCUUGCGGGCAUGGUACAACGAGAGCAAUCACUCCAAGCUGAUCUGGUGGGACUAUGCUGAUGGCUGGAAGAAUGGUUACGAUCUGAUGACUUCCACAACAAGAUCUUUUCUUCAACAACAUAGAGAUCAAGAACGUGCAUUGCUACCAGCACUCUUCAACAUCCAAUACAAGGCUGGUGGCCCUGCUCAAGCCUGCCUUCGAACAGCCAGAAUCUUCAAGGUGGACGAGGCCACUUCCAACAUCGAUGAGAAUGACAUCACACCGGAUAUGUGGGACAAGGUUGAUGCUGCGGAGCACGCAGGACCACAACAGUUUGUGGAUGAGCGUGCCUUCAAGAAGAUCCACAGAUCCCAGAUCAUGUCCGACAUGGUGGUGGUCGAUGCGCGAUGGGUGCGGAAAUGGAAGCGCAACCCAGAUGGCCCCUACAAGAUCAAAAGCAGACUUUGCGCCAGAGACGUGGCCGGAGCCUUUCUGAAAGGGUUCAACUUUGCUGAGAUUCAGCGUGCCCUGAAGGAGCAUGGCAUCAGUGCACCUACAAGGAUUGUGGUGGCACUGCCUCCUUUGAAUGUGUACCGUCACCUCAGCGCAAUGAGCCCUGAGCUUGCCGUGACGGAGAGCCAGAUCUACGACUACGCGCUGAUGUGCGUGAAACCAGUGUAUGGUCUCAACGACGCCCCACUGGCAUGGCAACUAUGCUUCCACAGCUUCAUCAAGACCACUGGUGGAGAACAUUCACAUCUUGAUGAGAACACUUUCUCUUGGAAGGUUGAGAACGGUUACAAGAUCCACCAGCAGGACUUUGCCAAGAAGCUCAAGCCAGCUCGAGUGCCACAGCGAGGCGAUGAGGAAAAGCUCGACAAGGACGAGAUCACCGAGCUCAGAGCAAUUCUGGGAGGUCUUCUAUGGCUGACGGCUACAAGAUUGGACAUCAAUGCUGAUCUCUCCCUUCUUCAGAGCCGUGUGACAAUUAUUGAUCAAGAACCAAGUGUUGGACAAGGCCGACACUAUGCACAAGAAGGAGUGCUGGUUGGUUUGGCCGAUGACUACUUCCAGGGCGAGACCUUCGACCUGGAGACCGUCUUUGAGGACAGUGGCCCACGUGGAGUUCAACUACAUGGCGUGCUACAUGCAAGCGGUGGCAAGGCAAAGCGGGUGAGCUACAGCACUUCCCAUGCUGAGACGCUCUCAAUGGUCAAUGGACUUGAAGCCUCUACGCUGAUCAUGAUUCGUCUCUCCGAGCUGAAUCAACCCGAACGAGCACCAACUGUGAAGCAGCUGAUCUACAUCCAGGAGAAUGGCAACCCGGAGCUUCCGAUCGACUUCUACGGCGACUGUAAGGACUUGUGGGAGCUCGUGACGGGCACAAGAACUCUGCCACAAGACAAAGGGCGGAGAUUGUACGUGCUUGGAGUCAAAGAAGCACGGAUCAGUGGCAAGAUCAGACAGGUGGUGCUGGUCCCUACGGAGUGCAUGACGAGCGACUCGCUCACCAAGCCGGUGGUCCAUGCCAGCAUGCUCCAGCUGAUGACAAGUGGCACUGUGGACUUCUACAACAUGCCGGACCAUCCAAUUCUAUCACGAGUUCUUCCAACUCUGACAGACUACGACGAGCACAACAUCAUCAUGAGCGAUGACGAGGUGCUGGAGAAGAUCGAGAAGGAGGAACGAAAGAAUGUCAAGGUGAGCCAUGCAAGCAUCUGGCUUGGAUUUGUAGCUUUUGGAAGCUAUUCGACGAAGGCUUUGUUGGCCGCAACGAUGCUUCAAGCAGCUGCUGCCUAUGAGACUGGCGAUGAGCGGACGCACAACUACAUCAAGGACGAUGAGAAGUCCCAGAACGAGACCUUCCUCGGGGUCUACAUCAUGAUCUUUGUCACCGUGAUCCUCGCCAUCAACUUGGAGAAGAUGGACAACCUGGACAUGAUGGAAGUGCAAGAAGAUGUAGCCUUCGAGAUCCGCCCUCUGCGGAAAAGGCUUAGAAAGGUGGAGAACGACAAGGAGGAGCUGGAAACCACACUACGGAUCCGAGAUGACGCUCUGGAUGGAUACAAGGAGCGACUGGAGGAAAAGACCACAGAUGACAAGGAGAAGUCCCUGACGGAGCGCAACGAGCUGGACGAGAAGCAUGCCUUCCUGGAGGAGAGAUUUGACAAGCUGCACGAUGACUAUGAAGAGUCAAGGACAGCAGUGGCAGCAUCGGCACGACAAAUUGCCGCGCUGCAAGAUCGGGAGCGAAGAGCUCGAGCAGAAGCAGAAGAAAGAGAUCGACGAAUGAGAGAUGGAGGGGCUCUUUUCCAGCAGCCGCCAGCGCCGAGCGAGGCUGACGAGGAGCUCAAGCGUAAGAUGGCCAGAUUGGAGUCCGAUUGCGACCAGCUAAAACGGCUGAAGGACCAAUACGGUCAGGAGAUCUUAGAUCUGCGCACACAGCUGGCUGAGAAGAAAGCACCAGCACGUGUGCUUCUCACACGCAGCGGAAGCUGCUAUCAUGAGGCAUCCUGCAACCACCUGAAACAUGGGCAUGAGGAUCGCCCCAAGCAGGAAUUUAAACGUUGCAGAGAUUGCCUGGGCUGA